Messenger RNA from Ectocarpus sp. CCAP 1310/34, 1273 nucleotides. NCBI's taxonomy places the organism in Eukaryota, Phaeophyceae, Ectocarpales, Ectocarpaceae. The record is from the annotation of a GenBank genome assembly.
AUGAUCACGGUCGUGGAGAGAAAGAACAACAAGACGUGGAGGAUCAACAAGGAGCCAAAACACCGACAUGGCGAGGCGAAACGACCCCCCCCCUCUCCACUGCAACUGCAAAUUGACGCGGCGAAGAAGUUUACUGAUAAGUGGAGAUUGUCUGCCAACGUUCAGAAGAGUGCCGUCAUGGUAUGCAACGAGAACAAGGAGGAACCAGUAGAACAUAGAUGGAAGUGGGGGAUCGAGGAGAUUGCAGUAGUGGACCAGUACACAUACCUUGGAGUAGAGAUCGCAAAAGACUGCUCGUGGAAUGCACACAUGUCCAAGGUAGCGGAAAAGGGCAAAUCACGAGCAGGGAAGCUGCAUCCAAUACUCGCAAACCGGCACCUCGAUACACGCAUCAAAUUGACGGUUUUGAAGAGCGUAAUCGUACCGCCGCUAGAGUACGCCGGAGAAGUAUGGGAAGGAAAUAAGAAGGUAGUGAAAGAAGUCGAGGCGGCGCAGAUGAAAGCAGCGAAAACCAUCCUAGGAUGCUCCAGGCGCACAAGUAAUGCAGCCGUGAGGGCAGAAUUGGGGAUCCAAUCCCUACGGUCGGGAAGAGACGCGAGGAAGCUGACCUGGCAGUAUCGCAUGUGCGGGAUGGGAGAGGAGAGGUUGCCGAGGAUUGUAUGGGAGGCGAAGUGGGCAAACAAAAAGAGGGGUAGACAACCCACGGAAUGGGUCAAGGUUGUAGAGGACGUAUGGAAGGGGCUCGACAUCGACGAAUACAUGUNGCGGGAUGGGAGAGGAGAGAGGGGUAGACAACCCACGGAAUGGGUCAAGGUUGUAGAGGACGUAUGGAAGGGGCUCGACAUCGACGAAGAUGAAACGCUGGAAACGGAGGGUCUACAGGGGUUCAAGGAGAAGAUAUCUGUUGCUUGUGCCGAGAGAGAAGAACAGAAUCUGAGGAAAGAAUCCAAGGAUAAGGAGGGUCUAGAAGUGUACGGAAUGUUGAAGGAAGGAAUAGGGUUCAAGGACUACCUACAUGGACCAAUGGAUGCAGGAACAAAGCUUAAGGUCAAAUUCAGGACCGGGGACAUAGGCCUUCGAGAACGUCGACGAAGACAUAGGACGGUAGACGACGAAGACGACGAGUUCAAAUGUGAUUGCGGCUUCGAAUGCGAAGACCGUGUUCAUGUAGUCGCGGGAUAUCCGUUGUACAAGAACGAGGGGGAAGUGUACGUGACUGAGCUGGGAAAAAUAGAUGGAACGUACAGGGAGAUGUUUGAGGCAUGGAAUAGAG